CAUUCCCUCGCACUUUUCCUGACGUACUUUCUCCGCAACCAAACAGAAACAGAAAACUCUCUCACCAGAUUGAAUUUCAAAAUCACAAAUUCCAUGGAUCUCUUGCUCCAAUUCCAACACAUCCUCGAAUCGGACCCUCUUAUUGAUGAAGUUGGAUUUGUACACCCGACCCAAUUCGCUACGCUGACUGAAGACUCAACAGGCGAUGCUGCGAUUUCGGAUGGUACAACCUUUUGGAGCAGAGAUCACAAGCUGGGCGUCUCGAUCCAGGCUGUUCUGCCAUUGUACAAUGCGGCCAAGCGUGCGUUUAUUGCGGCAAGGGAAGAGUGCAAGAGACUCGGCGAUGAUGGGUUGGAGAGUGAAGUGAUGAAGCACAGUAAGGCUCUCUUGUUGCUCAGCUCCGAUUUCGGCACUGCCUGGAACUCUAGAAUCGACUGUGAUGAGCUGGGAUUUCCUUACUUAUCUCAAUUUAACUUGCAAUCAAUUUUGCAGCGGCUAAUACUCCGGAUUUUGAAAGACUCAAAACUUGAAAAUGCAUCCCCUGGUUACUUUGUUGAAGUUUCUGAAGUAUGGAAGGAAGAGCUCAAUUGGAAUGAAAUGUUGAUAAAGCGUUACAUAGGAAGAGAGGCACUUUGGCUUCAUCGCCGCUUCCUUUCUUUGUGUUGGAUGAAGCAAUUUGCAACCAAUCUCCAUGAUGUAUCCUGCCAUUCUGAGCUAAAGAUCAGCACGAGUAUCAGCUUCAAUUCCUUUAUUGAUAAUGAGUUGUGUCUCCUAAACUCUUGCUCAACUGUUCCAAAUAAUGACUUUGAGGAUUUCCAAGCGCAGGCCUCAUAUUCUGCCACUUACAUAUUAUGGCUGACAAAGCAAAUCCCAGAGUUUUGGUCUGAAUUCCAAGAGAAGCUUGCAAUAGGAAAUCUAAAGACUAUGCUAAGCAAGGUGUGCCCAGAAAGGUCACUCCUUUGGGAUUCUUUAAUAGACUAGAUGGAAACGCCUGACCAAUUUGUGAAGGAAUAAAUGUUAUCUUUAGCGCUGUCCGAUGUUUCUUAUCUUUUUUUUCUUUAAUAUUUUUACCUUUUUUUUUCCUCCACUCUCUUGUUGAUUCAUGUAGCGAUGAUAUUAACAAUGCUUAGUGGGGCAAAGAGAUUUGAAGCUUCAGAGAUGGACGUCUUCAAUUUAUGCUUUAAUAUGGUAUAGACUAUGUGAAUAUGUGAUGAACACUUUCGGUAUA
Molecule: messenger RNA, 1228 nt
Organism: Quercus robur (English oak)
Lineage: Eukaryota; Viridiplantae; Streptophyta; Magnoliopsida; Fagales; Fagaceae
Exons: 8
Coding region: 94-981 (295 amino acids)
Biological process (GO): protein farnesylation; protein geranylgeranylation
Cellular component (GO): cytoplasm; protein farnesyltransferase complex; CAAX-protein geranylgeranyltransferase complex
Molecular function (GO): CAAX-protein geranylgeranyltransferase activity; protein farnesyltransferase activity
Source: RefSeq, a predicted model, not a curated record